Mercurialis annua (annual mercury) is the source of this 715-nucleotide messenger RNA. Its product is annotated as upstream activation factor subunit spp27-like. The transcript has 2 exons. Gene Ontology annotation, cellular component: nucleus. Lineage: Eukaryota; Viridiplantae; Streptophyta; Magnoliopsida; Malpighiales; Euphorbiaceae. The coding region runs from base 89 to 517 and encodes 142 amino acids. The record is from RefSeq and is a predicted model, not a curated record.
GCAGGACCCGCUCUCUACUACCCUUCCAUUUUCAAUUUCAUUUCUUCUCUGCAUUUUCAAUUACUCUCUGUUUAAGCUCAAAACCAAAAUGUCUUUCACAGCCUCUAGGGUUUUCAAGGGCUGCAGAGCUCUCUUAGCCCCGGCUAAGUCCGCUGCUGCAGCGGCAACGCCAACGCCAGCGGCGCCUAAAACGACGGCUACUAAGAAAACUACUGCUGCAGCAGCGGCGAAACCGAAGGUUAAGCGGGAAAAACCGGUGAGAUUGUCGGGGAUAUUAAAGCCCAUGCCGGUUUCACCUGUGCUGCGUGAGUUUCUUGGUGGAGUUCCCGAAGCUUCUCGUACUGAUGCUGUUAAGAAAAUCUGGGCUCAUAUCAAACUUCACAAUCUUCAGAACCCCACAAACAAGAAGGAGAUAUUUUGUGAUGAGAAGCUGAAGUCCAUAUUUGAUGGGAAGGAGAAAGUUGGGUUCCUGGAGAUAGGGAAAUUGCUUACUCAACAUUUUGUGAAAGCUACUUGACUUGCAUUGUAAGACACUGGAUUUUUGUUGAUCGGCCUCUCAAUCUUUGCUUAUGUUGAUAUUUUGCUUUUGUUUGAGAGAGAAAAUCUUGUGGGAUUAUCUUACAACUUAACGAGGAAAUCUUGUGAAAAUUAGCUAGGGAAAAAGGAUUUGCAUUCUAAUGUGUUUUAUGAUAUCAAGUUCUUAUUUUCCGUGAUC